AUGUCAACUUCAGGCGAUAGCUCAUGGGAAAAUAUUUUAGAAGGAUCACCUUCACAUCAUAUAUAUGAGGAACUCAAUAAUAAUGUUGAGGGAACGAGUUACGAUAAUUACUGUAGUUCAUUCAAGAAUUCACAAGAUAAUACUGACAAUGCAAAUUAUAAUCUCUGUAAAAAAAUUGCAAGAAAUGCACAUAAAAUAUCUAAUUACUUUAAUACAAUUAAGUAUACUACUCAGUGUGCACAUUAUAAAUACUGGAUAUAUCAUAAUAUAAAGAAACUUUUAGGAGAUAGUACUGAUAAUGGUAAAGCAAAACUCAUAACUGAUGAAUUCAUGCAAUCUCAAAAUAAAUUUAAAUAUUAUUUUAAUGUAUAUAAUUGUAAAUAUGACUUUAAGACUAAUAUUUUACAAAGAUUAAAUGAUAUGGUAGAAGAGAAAUACUUAUAUGAUUAUUUUGAAAAUUUUGACAUCAUUAAAACGCAAAAAACAUGUCAAAAUAUUAAUUCUCAGAAUUAUGAAAAUUAUCUUAAUUAUAUUAUUACACUAUAUAACAAGUACAAAAAUCAGAAGGAAUGUUGCAUAGAUUUAUUUUGGACAGAAUGUGGAGAUUAUUUUAAAUGCAAUGAAGAAUUUGAUCCUAAUAAAUUGUUGUCUACUUUAAAGUCUAACGGAAGUAAAAAGUGCGAUAACUUAAUAAAAGCUCAGACACAUCCAACAUCAGGUAGUAUAAUGCAUUGGGGGCAUUCCCUAACAAAUGUUACAGAUUCAAUUUAUUAUUUUAUGUGUACAGAUAUACCAAAUGGUAACAUUACAAAUAGCCAACAAAAAGAUGGAAGGCUUAGAUGUCAAAGAUUUAGGACAUCCGAUAGAUCACAUAAUAAUCUAAUAUCGCCUUCUCUUCAACCUCGUUCUGUGCAGGUUCCUUUUACGAUUUCUGGACAAAGAGGAUUUUCUUUAUCUACAGAAUUACUACGUGAUAAUUCAAUAUCAAGAGGAAACAAAGAACAAUCAAGCCAAUCAUCCUCUUUGCAACAAUCACAUGUAUCUGAAAAUAACAGCAGUGAUAAAAAUACGCCAUGCAAUGAUCCAUUAUUAGUAAGAGAUAUAUCAGGAAUAUGCAGAGAGCCCGAUGUUCGCGAAACUCAAACUAUUGGAGUAAAAUUGAACACAUAUGCUCCAGGAAGAAAAAUAAAAAUCAGAUUAAAUCCUAAUUCUUAUAUGUUCAAAAACAAAAUUUUUCGCGGUGGAAUCGUAUUUACUCUGAUAAUGGGAAUAAUAUUCACUAUUUACCUUUUUUAUAAAUUUACUCCUUUUGGAAGAUGUUUUCAUAAAAAAGUAUCAAGGAAAAAAAGAAUUGACGAUUAUUAUGAUGAUCCCUAUAUGCGGCAGUUUAUUAUCCGCGCUCCAAAAUCGACUAAAAGAAGAACUGGGAAUAGGGGAUUACAAUUCUUUUAUUAUUCUAGGUGA
This is a messenger RNA of Plasmodium malariae, 1464 nucleotides long. RefSeq names its product PIR protein. The transcript is spliced from 3 exons. The coding region runs from base 1 to 1464 and encodes 487 amino acids. NCBI's taxonomy places the organism in Eukaryota, Apicomplexa, Aconoidasida, Haemosporida, Plasmodiidae. The record is from RefSeq and is a predicted model, not a curated record.